This is a messenger RNA of Ornithorhynchus anatinus (platypus), 2085 nucleotides long. It is a transcript of the gene HDAC8, whose product is annotated as histone deacetylase 8. The record is from RefSeq and is a predicted model, not a curated record. Bases 1 to 1737 code for a protein of 578 amino acids. The transcript is spliced from 12 exons. Gene Ontology annotation, molecular function: histone deacetylase activity. Lineage: Eukaryota; Metazoa; Chordata; Mammalia; Monotremata; Ornithorhynchidae.
AUGCGUCCGGAGGGAAACGAGCGCUCCCCGCCCCGCCCCGCCCGCCGUCGAUGGCACAAAAGGCCCCCGGACGAAGAAAUCAAAUACGGAAACCUCGGCUCCGUCUGCAAGCUCCUGGGAUUCCCGCUCCAGGGGGUUCCCGUCGCCGGCGCGGAGGAGGAGGCUCGGCGAGGGGAGCGCGGAACGGGCACCGCCGCGGCCGGAGCCGGCGGAGACCGGCGGAAGAUGCAGCAGGAGCGGGAAGCGCAGCAGCUGCAGCAGGAACGGCUGCACGAGCUGCACCGGGAGCAGCAACUGCAGCGGGAGCAGCAACUGCAACGGGAGCUGCAGCAGCAGAAGGAGCUGCAACAGGAGCAGCAGCAGGAGCAGCAACUGCAGCGGGAGCUAGAGCAGGAGCGGCAGCAGGAGCUGCAACAGAAGCAGCGACUGCAGCUGGAGCAGGAGCUGGAGCAGGAGCAGCAACAGGAGCUAGAGCAGGAGCUGCAGCAGGAGCUGCAGCAGGAGCUAGAGCAGGAGCUGCAGCAGGAGCAGCCGCUGCAGCAGGAGCUAGAGCAGGAACUGCAGCAGGAGCAGCCGCUGCAGCAGGAGCAGCCGCUGCAGCAAUUGCAGCGGCAUCACCCGCAUGGGGUGAAGACGCCGCGGCUGCCCCCGGUGUAUAUCUACAGCCCUGAGUAUGUCACUGCCUGCGACUCCUUGUCCAAGGUCCCCAAAAGGGCCAGCAUGGUGCAUUCGUUGAUUGAAGCCUAUGCAUUGCUCAAGUUAAUGAGGGUGGUCAAACCCAAAGUGGCCUCCAUGGAGGAGAUGGCAACCUUUCACACCGAUGCUUAUCUGCAGCACCUCCAGAAAGUCAGCGAGGAAGGGGACGACGAUCACCCAGAAUCGGUGGAAUACGGUCUAGGCUAUGACUGUCCAGCCACUGAAGGGAUAUUUGAUUACGCGGCCGCGGUGGGCGGGGCUACAAUCACAGCUGCCCAGUGCCUGAAUGACGGAAAAUGCAAAAUCGCGAUCAACUGGGCCGGAGGUUGGCACCACGCGAAAAAAGAUGAAGCAUCUGGCUUUUGUUAUCUCAAUGAUGCCGUCUUGGGAAUUUUGCGAUUGCGACGGAAAUUUGACCGAGUUCUCUACGUGGAUUUGGAUCUACACCACGGGGAUGGUGUGGAAGAUGCCUUCAGCUUCACUUCCAAAGUCAUGACUGUGUCUCUGCACAAAUUCUCGCCAGGAUUUUUUCCAGGAACCGGGGACGUGUCUGACAUUGGUUUAGGGAAGGGACGGUACUACAGCGUCAACGUGCCCAUUCAAGAUGGCAUUCAAGAUGAGAAGUAUUACCAGAUCUGCGAGAGCGUAUUGAAGGAGGUGUAUAUAGCCUUCAAUCCCGAAGCCGUGGUUGUGCAGCUGGGGGCCGAUACGAUGGCCGGAGACCCCAUGUGCUCUUUUAACAUGACUCCAGUGGGGAUCGGCAAGUGUCUGAACUACAUCCUUCAGUGGCAGCUGGCUACCCUCAUCCUGGGUGGAGGAGGCUACAACCUCGCCAACACGGCCCGCUGCUGGACGUACUUGACCGGGGUCAUCCUGGGGCGAACACUAUCCUCUGAGAUCCCAGAUCAUGAGUUUUUCACAGAAUAUGGUCCCGAUUACGUGCUGGAGAUCACGCCAAGCUGCCGGCCGGACCGCAACGAACCACACAAAGUCCAGCAAAUUCUAAAUUCCAUCAGAGGGAAUCUGAAGCAUGUGGCUUAGUUGACAAGGAGAGCUCGGAUUUCCACAACAGAGGAGCGUUUCCUGUAAUGAAGACAGUGUGUUUAUGUGAACGGUUUGUGGAAUUUGUGGCUGCAGGGGAAAUUUGGAAGAAAUUACUUCUUGAAAGUUUCCAAGCCAGCACCAAGCGGCGGCUGAUCUCCCGCAGUGCGGUGGGCAAGAGAGUCACCAGAGCCCUUGGCCAGAGGGGGAGGGGAGACCUACCUCCCGAAGUCCAGACUGCUCAGGCACAACCUUGGGAAGACGGAUUCCGCUUUAUUUUUAAGAAAGAAAAAAAAUCCAUUUUUAUCCCCCCAAAUUAUUUUUGGGUUUUUUUAAAGGGUUUGAACA